AUGUACUGGCAGAGUCAGCAAGAUAGACUUACCGAUGCAGAAGUAGGAGAUGUUGUGAGGGUAGAAGCCGAUAGACCAUAUGUUGGCAAUCCAGUGCCCAAUGUUGACGAUGCUGCCGAAGUAGAAAAAGUAGAAGAGUAUGAAUAUCAAGUUGGAGAUGGUCAGCAUAACUAUACAUCUGAAGAAUGUGACAAUUGUUACGAUUGGGAUGGCGAAGAGAAUCCCUUUGACACUAGAAAUUGUCACAUUGAAAGUUCACUCAAUGAAGCCGAGACCAAUGAAUCGGCAAAUCGACAUAUAGAAGCGGAAUUGGGAAUUGGGUUACAGUACAUGGUGAACAGUAUGUCUGACGCGCAAGUACUGCAAAAUCUUAAGCGGCAUAACUUAAACUUACCAAACUCACCGACUCCGAAGGACCUUCGAGCCGAUCUACUCGACAAGUGCACCAACGAUGCUUACAACGAUAGCUAUGACGAGCUUCAUCGUUUUUCAACCCAAACUAUCAUGAAAACAUGGCUGACAAGCAAGAUACGCACGAUACUAUGCUUGGAAUGGUCGAUAGAUGAACACGCCUUCUGUGCAUAG
This is a messenger RNA of Sphaeroforma arctica JP610, 585 nucleotides long. RefSeq lists its product as hypothetical. The transcript has a single exon. Lineage: Eukaryota; Ichthyosporea; Ichthyophonida. The coding region runs from base 1 to 585 and encodes 194 amino acids. The record is from RefSeq and is a predicted model, not a curated record.